This is a messenger RNA of Tachyglossus aculeatus (Australian echidna), 1203 nucleotides long. Its product is annotated as dual specificity protein phosphatase 13-like. The transcript is spliced from 4 exons. Gene Ontology annotation, cellular component: cytoplasm. Bases 65 to 673 code for a protein of 202 amino acids. NCBI's taxonomy places the organism in Eukaryota, Metazoa, Chordata, Mammalia, Monotremata, Tachyglossidae. Gene Ontology annotation, molecular function: protein tyrosine/serine/threonine phosphatase activity; MAP kinase phosphatase activity. Gene Ontology annotation, biological process: protein dephosphorylation; negative regulation of MAPK cascade. The record is from RefSeq and is a predicted model, not a curated record.
CCAGACCCUGGGUAUCCUGGUUGGAUAUGGGAAAGGGACAUUGUGUCUCCAUUUCUUCUGCAGGAUGGAUUCGUUACAGAGGCAGGAUCUCCGGCGUCCCAAGAUCCACAGGAUCCCCCGAGCCAGCAUUCGGUGUCUCCAUGCUUACCAGACCCCUACCCUGGCUGACCUGCAGCGACUCCUUUUGGAACACAGAUCCUCCCUGGGCCACGUCAACGAAGUGUGGCCCAAACUCUACCUGGGAGAUGCGUACACUGCGAGGGACAAAAGAAAGCUCUCUCAGCUGGGCAUCACCCACAUCUUGAACGUGGCGGCGGGCAGGUACCACGUAGACACAGGGCCCAGAUAUUACCAGGAGAUGGCUGUGGAUUACUACGGGAUCGAAGCAGACGACAGCCCAUAUUUUGACCUCAGCCCCUACUUUCAUCCCGCUGCUCGCUAUAUCCGCGCUGCGCUGAACACCUCGCGAGGACGGGUCUUCGUGCACUGCGCGAUGGGGGUGAGCCGCUCGGCCACGCUGGUCCUGGCCUUCCUCAUGAUCUGCGAGAACAUGACACUGCUGGACGCCAUCCGGGCGGUGCGCACCCACAGAGGCAUCUGUCCCAACUCGGGCUUUCUCCGGCAGCUUCAGGUGCUAGACCGCCGGUUACUGCAGGAGACUGGGAGACUGUGACGGUGGGCCCCCCCAGAAGGAAACCAAGUCAAGCGCCUAGGCCCUGAAGGACGAUGCGGGGACUCACCAUUGGCAGGACCGAGAGAUGUACAUAGCCACCAACAGAGUUGCUGCUGCCGCUGCUUGAAUGUGAGAUAGAUUUAGCCGGUGGAAAUGCCACAGAAAUAACAUACAUUUGACUGUAACCUGUAAUAGGGAGAUCAUUAGGCAAAAGCAACUAUUCCAGAUCUUGGGGUAUUUUUGAUGCUUUUUUUAAUGUGACGUGGCGGAAGCAAUGUGCAGUUCUCUCACUGCUCCUCUGUUCUUUCACCAUGACCCCAGCCCACCGCCUCAUUCUUCCUAUAGAUGGGCGGGCGACACCUGUGCAAGAUUAACAGUCUGCUUCCUCCCAUUUGCCCAAAUGGACCCCUCCCAUUCUUUGUCCCUGCUCAGACGGGUCACAGCACUUCUGGGAAUUCUUCGUAGACUAGUUCAUAUCGUGACAUUACUGAGAAGCAGCAUGGCCUAGUGGAUAGAGCAUGGGCUUGUGA